AUGUUGCAGUCAGUUGGAUUUCUGCUCCUGCUGCUCUUGGGCAGCUCCAUUUCAGUCUUGCAGAACAGCAGCGAGGUGGCCAAGGCCCUGGCGGAUGAGGAUGAUGAUGUGCCCAUCGGCAGCGACAAGGAGCUCUCGGAUCUGGUCAUCACCACGGCUUUGGGCAAAAUUCGUGGCACCAUAUUGCCCUCGCAGGCGGGUCGCAAUUUCUAUGCCUUUCGGGGCAUCCCGUAUGCCAAGGCGCCCGUCGACAACUUGCGCUUCAGGCCGCCGGAGCCGAUUGAGCAAUGGUUUGAUAUCUUUGAUGCCACCUUCGAUGGACCCAAGUGCCCGCAGCCGGGACUGGUCAGCGAGGAUGUGAGCGAGGAUUGCCUCAGGCUGAACAUCUACACACGCCAGCUGCCCAGUGAAUCCGAGCCGAAUCCCAAGAAGCCCGUCAUUGUCUUCAUUCAUCCCGGUGGCUUCUACUCGCUGUCCGGCCAGAGCAAGAACUUUGCGGGUCCGCAGUAUUUCAUGGAUCGCAAUCUGGUGCUGGUUACAUUCAACUAUCGGCUGGGCACACUGGGCUUCCUGGCCACGGGCACACAGGAGGCACCCGGCAACAUGGGCCUCAAGGAUCAGGUGCAGCUGCUGCGCUGGGUAAAGCUGCACAUCUCGCGCUUUGGCGGCGAUCCCAACUCGGUCACGGUGCUCGGCUAUGGGGCGGGCGCCAUGGCCGUCACCCUGCACAUGGUGUCGCCCAUGUCGCAGGGUCUGUUCCAGCGAGCCAUUGUGAUGAGUGGCGCCGCAACGGGUCAGUGGUCGUUGCCGGAGCAUCAGAUGGACGUAGCCAAGAAGCAAGCGGCACUGCUGCAAUGCAGCACGAGGGACCUGAAGGAAAUGAUGCUCUGUCUGCGUGAGAAACACUAUUUGGAGUAUGCCAACACGCUGCCCCGCAUGUUUGACUUCGGGCGCAACAAUCCGCUCAUCCUGUGGAAGCCCGUGGUGGAGCCCGACCUUGGGCAGGAGCGUUUUCUCACUGAGGAUCCCGUGCGCAGCUAUCAGAAUGGCAACUUUAUGAAGAUACCCAUCAUAACGGGCAUGACCAAGGAUGAGUUUGUGGGUCCAGCUAUAUCCAUCUUGCAAAGUCCUUCCCUGCUCAGCGCGUUCAAUGGCAACUUUGAGGCCCUGGCUCCAAUCUGUUUCCUCUACAAUGCCAGCAGUCCGCGCGCCAAGAACAUUAGCCAGGAGUUGCAUCAGUAUUACUUUGGUAAUCUGCCGCUCGAGGCGAAUAGCUCGCUGCAGGCGCUGGCCACACUCUACUCGGAUGCCCUGACGGGCUUUGGUAUACACCGAUUUGUCCAUCUGGCCGCUCGGGCCACGAAGGUGUAUCAGUAUCGCUUCGCCUACCAGGGCGGACGCAGUCACAUCCACUAUCCCGAGGAGGCGCCCUACGGCGUCGUCCAUCACGACGAUCUAAUGUAUUUGUUUGUGGAGCCCUCGAUCAGUCGCAUGUUUACGGAGGAUGACGAUGAAUAUCGCAUGGUCGACCUGAUGACGCGCAUGUUCGCUGCCUUUGCCUACAAGGGCGACCCCAACAAGCCCAGCGACGAGAAAUUGCGCGACAUUCGCUGGCGCCCGUUCAGCUUCAAGAAACGCUACUAUCUGGACAUUGGCGACGAGCUAAUCUUGCGAGAGGGUCUGAAUGCGGCUCGCUACGAGAUCUGGAAGCGUUUAUUUCCCCUCAAUUGGCGGCGUCAGACCAAGGAGCGCUGGCUCAGUCAAUACAUCUGAAAGGGUUGCAGCUGCCUUUGCGCCCAACUGUACUUCAGUAUCAUAAAUACUAAAUACAAUUUGGCAUGCGAAAUG
This is a messenger RNA of Drosophila arizonae, 1848 nucleotides long. Its product is annotated as juvenile hormone esterase. The record is from RefSeq and is a predicted model, not a curated record. NCBI's taxonomy places the organism in Eukaryota, Metazoa, Arthropoda, Insecta, Diptera, Drosophilidae.